Molecule: messenger RNA, 615 nt
Organism: Chionomys nivalis (European snow vole)
Lineage: Eukaryota; Metazoa; Chordata; Mammalia; Rodentia; Cricetidae
Gene: Ostn
Product: osteocrin
Exons: 5
Coding region: 80-481 (133 amino acids)
Biological process (GO): hormone-mediated signaling pathway
Molecular function (GO): signaling receptor binding
Source: RefSeq, a predicted model, not a curated record
AAGAAACUCACCAUCAGGACUAAGUUUGGGAUAAACUGCAGACAGGACUCUGUAGUUAGGAGUUCCGACUUCUCACAAGAUGCUGGACCGGAGAUUGGCAAGUGCACACUUCAUCCUGGCUGUGGUUGUGAUGCUGUGGAGCUCAGGAAAGGCGUUCUCUGUGGACAUAGCAACAGAGGCCUCUGAGUUUGGAGCAGCAGACUUGCAAUCACCAGCCACAGGCAGGGAAGAGAAAUCAGCCACCGACCUUGCAGCUAAGCUCCUGCUUCUUGACGAACUGGUGUCCUUGGAGAAUGAUGUAUACGAGACCAAGAAAAAGAGGAGUUUCCCUGGCUUUGGGUCUCCCCUUGACAGACUCUCAGCUGGGUCGGUAGAGCACAAAGGGAAACAGAGGAAAGUAGCAGAUCAUUCAAAAAAGCAACGCUUUGGAAUCCCCAUGGAUCGGAUUGGGAGAAACCGACUUUCUAGUUCCAGAGGCUGACGAAUUACCUUCAUAUGUCUGUCUUGCGAGAAAUGGCACAGAACUUAUAGAAGAUGCUUCAGUGAAGUUCUUCAUUGCUCCUUGCUGGUGAACUUGUUAAAGAAUUAACCUUCUGCAAACCUUCCCAAAGCUUG